Peronospora farinosa is the source of this 1014-nucleotide messenger RNA. NCBI's taxonomy places the organism in Eukaryota, Oomycota, Peronosporomycetes, Peronosporales, Peronosporaceae. The record is from the annotation of a GenBank genome assembly.
AUGCAGGACGCCAAGCCACCGUCGAUCUCUACGUCACAACGUACAGCUUCUCCUCAAGUCUCUUCUCGUAAAAAAGAGACACGUAAGACGCCACAUGUGGCUUUAGGUGGUACGAGUGUAAGUAUGAGCAAAAAAGGAACAGACGGCGGAUUGGACGUGCUUGGAGGCGGUGGGGGACUCUCUAGUGGUGACCUCUUUGCACGUAAUUUAUCAGCCAUGAGUGUGGCCCACGUAGCUAGGGGUGUGGGUUUCGACGCGGUUGAAAAGUCGGCAUUGGAUGCAUUGACUGAAAUUUUAGCAAAAUAUAUUCAGCGCAUUGGAGGAGCUGCCAAGGAUAUUGCCGAGCUUGCAGGACGGACUCAGCCUAAAGCAACAGAUGUUGGACAAGCUUUACAAGACUUGGAGCCAAAUCCCGUGGAUAUUAAAGACCUCAUCAAGACUCUUGGGACUGCGAAACGGCCUUUUCCAAGAGAUGUACCAGCUUUUCCAGCUCGAAAACGAGAUAUUGCUGGCAAUACAAUUGAACAAACCAAGAUUGGACGACGAGAAGGACUGCCACUACAUGUACCAAGCUUUUUGCCACCAUUGCCCAAUCGUCAUACAUAUAGUUCAGAUAGUCGACUGGUGGUGGAGAGAGAGCAGGAUACGAAACGUCAAAGACUCGAGCUGAUCAGUGAAAAGGCUCAAGUGCGGCAAUCGCUGCACGGUCUGCAGACUGUGACUGCCAAAAAACCUGCAAUUAUGGUGCAUCAGCCGACAUGGAAUGCUUUUCAAGGCUCUACGGGUGACAAUGCCACGGAAAAUCCGUUUGUGCAAGCACCUGUCAUCAGUCCUGGUGCCAAGUCUAUCUUUACUGGACCUGAUCGCGAUUUUGCACCAAAUGUUGACAGGGAGAAGGGGCAGUUGAAGAACCAACUGGACAACAAUGUGACCAUUCCAAAGUUAUCUAGCCAAGAUGUAGGCAAGGAAGAGAAAAUCCUAUCGGGUACUUUCCACGACGGUGACUCGGAGUAA